Messenger RNA from Pan troglodytes (chimpanzee), 2454 nucleotides. RefSeq names its product stabilizer of axonemal microtubules 3. The record is from RefSeq and is a predicted model, not a curated record. The transcript has 5 exons. Lineage: Eukaryota; Metazoa; Chordata; Mammalia; Primates; Hominidae. Bases 968 to 1870 code for a protein of 300 amino acids.
AACACACAGACACACACACACAGACACACACACACACACACUCUCUCUCUCUCACUUUCUCUCCCCCCCCUCUCUCUCAGGUCCAGCUUUGAGCAAAGGACAUAGGCACCCCCUCCACCAAUCUGUACAGACCAGGCCCCUCAGCAGGGUGGGGUGUGGCUGCCUCCGUUUCUACAUCUCCUUGUUACCAUCUCUGAUUUUGCUCUUUUUUGCCGCCUUUCUCUCUGUCUCUAACUUCCGGUGGCUCUAGCCUCUGGGUGAGUACUAAUAGCUCCGUUUCCAGCGUGGUCUGUGUCUUCCUCCCUGCCUCUCUCCUCUCUUGUAUUUCUUUCUCACUCAUCAAAGCCCAUGUUUUUCGCUAUGGUCCAGUGCACUUCUCUGUGGGUGCCUCCCUGUUUCCACACCCGGCCUACCCAGGUGGAACUUUUCAAGCCAAUCAAAGGCAGGCAGGGCAGCCAAUGCUAGUGCUGAUUACUUCAGCACAUUAAUGCAGGGAGGGUCGGGGAGCCCCGGGGAUGUCUGGAAAUCGUUACCCUGAGGUGGGCAGGCCUGGUAGAGGGAGGAAGCAGCCGGGAGCAUCUGGGCCCUGGAAGAAAGGGGGGUGUUUCUCAUGGAUGUCCUGAGUUGCUAGGUGCAGCGCAGGGGUCUCUGUCUCUCUGUCUGGAUCUCUGACACCUCCAGGUCCCUGUCCCUCUUUUUGGCUUUCUCUCUCCCCCACCCCCUGGGUCUCUGAAAUACUGAACUUCUCCUUCCCUUUCCACCCUCCUAUCUUUGAGUCUCCAUUCCCCCUCCUUGUGUUUCUUUGUACCCCUCUUGGGGUCCCUGUCUCUGGGUCUCUUUCUCAUUCCAUCCAUCCAGGUGCCUGCAGGCCCUGGAUUGACUAGGUUCUGGGUGGGCGGGUUCUGUCACCUGGGGCAACAACCACAAUAAGCCAGCUCCUGCUUGGCUACGGAGUGGGGGUGGAACCAUGGCCAGUGGCACCCUGGCUCCGUGCUGUGGCCCCGCGUGCUGUCGUAUCUCUGCAACCGAGUCCACGGUCGCGGACCCUCUACCCCAAGUUGCAAAGCAGGAUUCUCACAACUGGGCUUUCGACGAGGUCCUCAGCAGAUGGGAGACAACCUCUGGCUCGGCCUACGUGCCCAAGACCCAUGGCGGGCCCUGCGCCCAGCCCAGAGCCCCAGAGCCUGCAGACCCCACGCGGACUGUGGGGAUCAAGGAUUUAGGAGAAAAGCUCAGACACCGCGGCUGGCGCCUCCCACUGACCACAAAGUACCAGAGCAGCGAGACGAGGGCGCAGUACACUGGCUCUCCCAGCGGGGACCCGCGCGCCCCGGAAUACUUCGGACCCCAGCCCCCACAACUCGCAAACCACCACCGCGGGGGUCCUUCCCAGGCUCUAAUUGCCUGGACGAAGAACCCCGAGCUGUCUGGCCGGCCUUUCACAGUAUCCGACCGGGGCGUCCUGGACCGCCGCCAGCUCUAUCUGACCACCUCGGCGCGGGACUUUCGGUUCUAUCCCAAGACGGAGCUGUCCGGAUACCCCCGCAAGGACUCCCUGACCUACUGGAGCUUCGAAGAGACGCCCCAGGUCUGGAGCCACGGCCCGCAGCGGCCGCCCCGACCACCGCGGGUCCGCGUGCCGCGCGUCAGCCCGGUGACCUCGGCCAUGCCGCACCGGGGAGCCCUGUCUCUGGCUCAGGAGUCCUACAGCCCCCUGCUGCACCCGCUCCGGCGGCUCGACCGCUUCUGCCCGCUGGAGGCGCCCUGGGGCGGCCCGCACUGGAAGCCCCUGCGGGGCAUCUACAGCGUGCCGAAAGCCUACAGUACCGAGAACUCCAGCUAUGGCAGCUUGAAGCCGGCGCUGGUGUGAGCCGACAGGGCCAGCCCCGCCCCCAGGGCCGCGCUGCCGAGCGGAGCUCGGGACCUCCGCUCACUAGGAAGGGUUCCGGACCCAGCCUGAGUCGCCCUCAUUACGUCUAUUGGCAACGUGGGGGCGGGACUAGCCCAGACACCCACUCAGCUGCGGCAUCACGGAGAGGGGACUAAGUCCAGAUAAUGUCCUUGCAGGCUGUGGCCCCGGGGGCAAGACACGCACCCUGCGGGCGUAUUAAAUAAUGAGUUAAGGGCCGGGCGCGGUGGCUCACGCCUGUAAUCCCAGCACUUUGGGAGGCCGAGGCGGGCGGAUCACGAGGUCAGGAGAUCGAGACCAUCCUGGCUAACACGGUGAAACCCCGUCUCUACUAAAAAUACAAAAAAUUAGCCGGGCGUGGUAGCGGGCGCCUGUAGUCCCAGCUACUCGGGAGGCUGAGGCAGGAGAACGGCGUGAACCCGGGAGGCGGAGCUUGCAGUGAGCCGAGAUCGCGCCACUGCACUCCAGCCUGGGCGACAGAGCGAGACUCCGUCUCAAAAAAAAAAAAAAAAAAAAAAAAAAAAAAAAAAAAAAAAAAAAAAUAA